Ostertagia ostertagi is the source of this 1533-nucleotide messenger RNA. The record is from the annotation of a GenBank genome assembly. Lineage: Eukaryota; Metazoa; Nematoda; Chromadorea; Rhabditida; Trichostrongylidae.
AUGAGCCCAUCAAGCGAAAAGACGGCUAAAUCUGAUGAAGUGAAGAAGACAAAAAACACCUCAGUGAUGAACAUAGGGUGUCUGGGAAGGUAUAGAGAGCCCUUAGAAAACGCCAUAAACGAAGUCGUAAAAGACGCAUGCGCCCAUAUAGACUUAGUGAAGUUCAGCCACGUAAGAGAGAAAAGAAUAGAGGAAAGCUGCUACGCAAUGCUUCAAGAGAGGGGAGUAGAUAGCGUAGAAGAAUUCAAAGAGUUUUUAAGCACGGUAGAAAGAGAUGAGGAUCUCAUCGAAAACUUGUGUGAUAUGCUUGAAACAAAUGUGUUUCAGAUCAAGCAAAAGAUAACAGAAUUGAAGGAUCUGAAGUCAGGAAACCAUAAUAACGACGAAGAAAUGGCAGAACCAAAUGAUGAAAAAGGUAAGAAACAUCAUUUGGGUACAGACCACCUUGUUCGCAAUGAGCAAAGCUACUCGAGUUCUUAUCAGAAUUGGAGGCAACAACAAGAACGAAUGAAGAUUUGCUCGCUCUCAGAGCCGCGCUGGAAUCGGCAUUUAGCGGACUUGGAAGGCCAAUCACCAGAGGAGAAAGUCCACGGUGAGAGUUCAGAACCUAAUAACUACUUCAUGGCCUUUUUACAAGCUGCAGCAUGCGCUGAUCCAGGAAUAUUCCGAGGUAGAGAAAAAGACAAUUUCAAGGAAUUUGUGAGGCGCUUUCGUAGAAAGUAUUGCCCUGUUGUCAAAGACGAAUUUACCCUUAUUGAAAUACUGGGAGAUGACCACUUGGGUGGCCGCGCUAAAAGUCUCUUCCUAGCUAUGCCAAGCGGCAUCAAACAACGGGGUUUUCAAGCUGUUGUUGACGAGCUCAGCAACAUGCUUGCGUACGAGUCAACAGCGGCUAGAAUUCGAGCCUUAACUGAUCUUCGGAAUCUGAAAAUAAGACCAGGUCAAAGCAUUGUAGACUUCUGUGUAGUACUAGAAAGCCUAGGAAAGAAAGCAAACCCUGAAAGUACAAUCGAAGACCUAAGAAACAAGAAAAUCACUAUACCUAUACAAAACCGAGAACAUGAACCCUUCGUCAUCAAGAAAGGAGAGAAACUCGGCGAAUGGGGAACCGAAAAAUGGCUUACCAAGUGGGAAGACUGCACCAUGUUGGACCAGGAAAGCUUCAAAAUAAGCAUCGACGAGAAGCAAAAACUACUCCAAGAGCAAAUACAGCAAAAUCGAAAAGAGAACAGCAUUGAGGAAGAUCUUACAAGCCUUCUGAUCAGCUAUGCCGACGUAUUUGCUGUAUGUGAAAAGGAACUAAGCCAGACCGACCUAGUGAGGAUGAGUAUAGAUACAGGGGAUAGCCAACCAGUCAAACUCAAGACACGACCAGUUCCUUUGGGCUUACGGAAAAGGCUGAAGGAAAUGUUACAAGAUUUAGAGGACAGAAAAAUCAUAGAAAAGAGCAAUUCAGACUGGGCAUUCCCUAUUGUACUAGUUGAGAAAAAAGAUGGUAGCAUCAGGUUAUGUGUCGAUUAUCGUGAACUCAAC